Molecule: messenger RNA, 267 nt
Organism: Protopolystoma xenopodis
Lineage: Eukaryota; Metazoa; Platyhelminthes; Monogenea; Polystomatidea; Polystomatidae
Source: the annotation of a GenBank genome assembly
GCUGGUGCCACGCUCUCCGCCUCCUCUCUUGCUUCCGGCAUUCAGGCGCCAAUCACAACCAUUCCCGCUGGCGUCUGCAAUGUUGCUAUUGGAGAAGCUGUAGCUGGAGUGGCGGCUUGUACCGCAGGGCUUGGAGUUGCUGGGCUAGGGCUCGGCCAAGUCCAAGGCCAAUCUAUUUCGAUCGGCGACUCCGCUUGGAGGCAGAAGCCUCACCGGUCAGGCAGUGAACCAAAGCAGGCUCCGAAGCCUCGAGUGGUAAGUUCAUAA